AUGAGGAAGAAAGUCAUUGCCAAAAGAGCACCUCGUGAGAAAAUCCAUAAACUUCCAGGUUUUCCUAGACCAUCAACCCGUUCUCAAGACACCACCUUUACUCCCUCACCUUCUCCUCCUACCUCUCCUGCUCACUGUGACCCCAUGGCUCAGACCAAGAACACUCCAAGGUUCCCUGCCUCUGCCAAGCCGACGCCACCACCGAAAGUCACACCAUCAAAGCCAGAAUCAUCAAAACCAAGUUCAUCCAAAGGGAAGCAACCUGCAGCACCAGAACCUCCACCUGAGUCCACACAACCAAAGUCUAGGUCUGUUCCAUCACGGUCUCAAAGAGGUAAAACUCGAGUUCCUCUCACAUCUGUUAGAGAACCAGACAUUGAUCCCUUUGCUCACAAAUCACACUUCAUGACAUCUCACUCAGACUAUAACCCCAUUGUUUCAAAUCUGCAAUGA
Messenger RNA from Arachis stenosperma, 453 nucleotides. RefSeq names its product proline-rich receptor-like protein kinase PERK2. The transcript has a single exon. Bases 1 to 453 code for a protein of 150 amino acids. Lineage: Eukaryota; Viridiplantae; Streptophyta; Magnoliopsida; Fabales; Fabaceae. The record is from RefSeq and is a predicted model, not a curated record.